GCCAUCAUUCAAAAGGUAAAAAUGGAUUUCUUCAGAGGAUUGAGAGAGCUACGGGGUAACCAGGGUAGGGAAGAAGAAGAGGGAGUGAUUGCCGCGGAACCCAUCGCGAUGAUAGUACCACCAGAGUUGCAGGAUUUGCCGGAGACCAUAACGUCAGAGAUCAGCGCUAGUUCAAGCGCCGGAGAUAAUGGCGACGGCCACCGCGGUUCACCGUCCAGCAGCUCGUCCUCUGGGAAUCAUGAGGCAGAGCCGGAGAAUGUAGGUGGUAUCGAACAGGGUCUGCCCGUGGCUGGGGAAUGGGAGGAUAGGGUACUCCCCGGCAGACUGAGUAACAUACGCAAAGCUCCCAAGGACCUACCAGCCGGGUUUAAAUUUGGGGCGGCGCUUCAUCACGAAGUAGCGGACAGCGCGCCCUCAAUAAGUGGGUACAAAAGGCUGGAGGAGAUGAUACGGGAGUACCACAUCCCCAGGACUAUAUUGGUGCGAACUGGCGGGCAGAAUGAGAGGGCUUGCUCGGUGUUGCAGACGGGUUGGAUACCCGUAUAUGCAGAUCAUUUAGACGCCGGCCUGCGAUUUCCACUGCCCGGGCUGGUGUUCGACCUGCUCGCCGACUACGAGCUGGCUCUGACGCAGCUGACGCCCAACAGCAUAAGGUUCAUCGUGGGCCUUAUGCUGUUGUGUGCGAGACUGGAGGUACCGGCCAAAGCGAUAGUGUUCAAGUUGCUGUUCCAGUGCCGGCUGUGUCCAAACUCAAGAGGGGCAAAAUGGUACUACCUCUCUGGGAGGGAUAAGAGCCAGCUCUUCAAGAACGUGAGGAAUAAAGUGGCGCGGUGGAAAAGGCAGUUCAUUUUCGUUCGCGACACGCGGACAGAGAGGGUAAGCAAUGACCUCGUUGCCCGGCUGUCAGAAUGGCGCACACCAAAUGCACAUGUGAAUUAUCCCCAGCUGCUGCCACGGGACACGGAUCUCAAGAACCGGCUGCUAGAGCAUGCGAGACGUGAAAACUUAGUAGAUCUCGAGGCCCUGGUUACCCCGAAGCUGCUCAUCGUGUUCAGGUUUGUCGACGCGGCAAAUAUGUUCACCGAAGGAGACAUGAGCAGCAUACUAGAACGUCAGCGUCAACGUGCCCAGAGCUCCCGAGGUCGUGGGGCGAGCAGCGCGCAACCUCAGCAAACACGGUUUGACGAGCGGCCACCCCCAGCGCCACUAUCACGCGGCUCGUCACACAGGGGGUCCAGCUCGUCAUCCAGGCCACAAACGGAUCACAGAGCUGAGGCUGCGGCCCCAGGCUCGCGCAGACGUGCCCGCGAGGAGACAGAUAGCGAGGAGGAUGAGGUCCCCCUUGCUAGGCGCAGAACAAGCGGGGGGACCCAGCCCGCACAGGUGGCACGUCCCACAACGGUGCGUUCACCCGCUGCACCGCAAGCGACUGCGCGGGCAGCAGCAGAGCCCGCCCCUGCCUUAGCUUCAACAUCGGGCCCCAGGAUCGCUUAUCCUGAGGGCUUCAGCUAUGUGCGGGCAGAGUGUCAACCCGCCAUGGUGCAGGCCAUGCACAGCUUUGUGCCCCCCGCGGAUAAUAAGCGGGCCAAAACAUUUAUGCAGCAGCAUGGCGGCCAGGUCGCCAUGGUUAAACUUAUGGACCUGGCCGCAGAGAAGGCCAGCCUUGUGGAUGAUGUCAAUCGUCUGCAAGGCUCGGAAAUGGCCAACUGCGCAACCGCAGCAGAGAGCCAGGCGGAAACCUUGAUGGCCCGGAACAACGAGCUCAGGGAGGACUUGGAGCGAGCUCGAGCGGAAAAGGAGAGCGGCAUCCAGGCAGCCAAGGAUGAGGUCGCUCGCAUUGAGGAGCGAGCAAAAAGGGUUGAGGUGGAAAGGGACCAGACUCAGAACGAGCUGAACUCCCUUAGGCGUCAGGUCGCCGAGGCCGAGCGGAACCUCACUGCUACUGAGGAGGCGCUGAACGAGCUGAAGACUAACCACGCACGCUCAGACGCAGUGGCGGUGGCGUCUGCUAACCUGACCACGGAAAUCUACAAUGAGAUUCAUGGAAAGGUGCUGCACCACCGCCCAGAUUUUCCAAUCCGCGAGCUGGCAUUCUUUGACGAGGAGGAGCUUGACAAGCAGGGUAAGAACCUUGCUCCCCUCGCUGAGGCUACAGUGCGGCUGAGGUGGGACCUCAAUGAAGAGGGGGUACCCGUCUGGCCUCCUUCAGUUUUGCAAGAGGGGGAGGACCCAGCGAGUAUGUCCUCGUUUGAUGGAUGGGUCGAGGGGGUUUCUGUUGCUGAGCAGGAGCCGUCGAGUACUCCUCCCAACUUUCAGCCCGCCAUAGCGCUGCCCGCCGAGACACCAGCUGCUCGCUCGCCUCCGCCAGCGGCUGAUGCGUCCAUGCCUGUCGACCUGACGGACGAUUAGGCUUAGGAGUUUUUGUUUCGUUCUUUUGUAUUUUUGUUUUGGCAUUUUUGUAUUUAAUCAAUAGAUUUAGAUCGUAUGUACUUCUAAUGUAACAUCGUUGAUGAAAUACAAAAGGUUAAAUGCUUAAUUUGGUCCCUUAACUUUAAGAAAUGAACAUUUUUGGU
Messenger RNA from Rubroshorea leprosula, 2573 nucleotides. NCBI's taxonomy places the organism in Eukaryota, Viridiplantae, Streptophyta, Magnoliopsida, Malvales, Dipterocarpaceae. The record is from the annotation of a GenBank genome assembly.